AUGUCCAGACAUCUUUACUUAGAGUUAUGCAAAAUAUCCCGUGAAAUAAACUUAAUAUUUGGGACUCAAAUAACUAUCAAAAUGGCAUGCUAUUUUGGUUGGAUAGUACUUGACUUGCGUGAACUUUUCAAUACAAUAUUUAUCAACAAUUAUGUAAAAUCAAGAACAAUGGCUAUCGCUGUGCGUUCAUUCUGCUUAUCUCAUCACAUUUUCAAAUUCCUGCUUAUUAAUUAUAUAUGCGAAAUAGUUAGUACAAAGGCAAAUGCAACAGCAGAUUUAUUAAAUAAAUUAUCAUAUGUCACUUAUGAUGUUGAAAUUCGUGAAAUUAUUUCACAAUUUUCAUUGGGAAUAGUGUAUGCACCCCUUAGAUUUUGUGGAAUCGGAUUUUUUCAAUUUGGUUUCAAAUAUCUUCAUAAGUUUAUCACGUUUAUUGCAACUGUUUUAGUUAUAAUAAUACAAGCAAAUUCAACAGCAAAUUUAUUAAAUAAAUUAUCCUGUACCACUUAUGAUGUUGAAAUUCGUGAAAUCAUUUCACAAUUUUUAUUACGAAUAAUUCACGCACCCCUUAGAUUCUAUGGAAUGGGGCUUUUCCAAUUUGGUUUCAAAUUUCUUUAUAAGUUUAUCACAUCUCUUACGACUGUUUUAGUUAUAUUAAUACAAGCACAAGCAAAUAAGUAA
Molecule: messenger RNA, 678 nt
Organism: Atta colombica
Lineage: Eukaryota; Metazoa; Arthropoda; Insecta; Hymenoptera; Formicidae
Exons: 7
Coding region: 1-678 (225 amino acids)
Biological process (GO): sensory perception of taste
Cellular component (GO): membrane; axon; neuronal cell body
Source: RefSeq, a predicted model, not a curated record